This is a messenger RNA of Aspergillus ochraceoroseus IBT 24754, 315 nucleotides long. RefSeq lists its product as uncharacterized. Lineage: Eukaryota; Fungi; Ascomycota; Eurotiomycetes; Eurotiales; Aspergillaceae. The coding region runs from base 1 to 315 and encodes 104 amino acids. The transcript has a single exon. The record is from RefSeq and is a predicted model, not a curated record.
AUGCUUCAGAUUCUGGCCUCUCUUGCCUUCGAUGCUGAGAUAGCUGUCUUUCUUUCGUGGCCUGCACUGCCCCUCGCGAUCGGCCUCUGUGGAUCCCAGAGCUCCCUCACCUCCAUCUCGCUGGCUCUCUGCUGGCUCUCACUGGCUCUCAUCCAUAUCUUGACCCAACAAUCAUCCUCCAUUGACGCUCUAAAACAACUGGCAUCCGCCGACAAUUUCGCCGCUGUCUCAAUAUAUUUCAUGCUGCCCCUCCGCUCAUCGCAAUGCUUUUUCGUUUAUUCCGCAAAAAGCCCAACAUUUCACCAUCCGCCCUAG